Sturnus vulgaris (Common starling) is the source of this 1111-nucleotide messenger RNA. RefSeq names its product multiple coagulation factor deficiency 2, ER cargo receptor complex subunit (gene MCFD2). Gene Ontology annotation, molecular function: calcium ion binding. The record is from RefSeq and is a predicted model, not a curated record. NCBI's taxonomy places the organism in Eukaryota, Metazoa, Chordata, Aves, Passeriformes, Sturnidae.
GCGCCGGGUCGGGGGUGAUCCCGGGAUGGUGGCCCGGGAAUGGUGUCCAGCCCGCGCCCAGCCUGGAGCCCGCGGCACGGCGGACACCUGCCCGAGGGAGGUCACAAUGGCCCAAAGGACGUUCAGAACACAUUUGCUAUUCUGCUUUGCUAUGGCUGCAUUCUUCAUCUCUGCCCUAGCUGAGGAACACGUAGGAGAGAGUCAACAUCCAAAUAUUCGCCUUGAUAAGAAUUUGGUACAAGAUAAAGAACACAUCAUGGAGCACUUGGAAGGUGUUAUUGAGAAACCAGAAUCUGAGAUGUCUCCACAAGAGUUGCAGCUCCAUUACUUCAAAAUGCAUGAUUAUGAUGGCAAUAAUUUGCUGGAUGGAUUAGAACUUGCUACUGCUAUCUCACAUGUCCACAAAGAGGAAGGUGGUGAGCAUACCCAAGCAAUGAAGGAAGAAGAGCUAAUUAGUCUAAUAGAUGAUGUCUUGAGAGAUGAUGACAAGAACAAUGACGGAUACAUUGACUAUGCAGAAUUUGCAAAAUCACUGGAAUAAGGGUUUGUUUCUCCUUCUAACCACAUGAAAAUGUGAACCAGUAUAAUGUGAUUCAUUAUUGUCCCAUAUCAACCUCUGUGCUGUGAGGAGGAGAGGUGUACCGGUUCCAGCUGAAUUUAUUUGAAAGUUGUAUGUGUCAAGAGUUUUGCUAACCUGGAGAGAGAGCCAUGUUUGACUAAACAUAACUACAUAUUCGAAGCAUGGAAGUGUCAGCAGUACUCACACAGGGUACAGCUGGCAAACUCCUAAGUAGCUCUGUAUGAAUACUAAAUAGAAUCAUUAGCAUCUAAAUUUCAGGUUUUCAGUCAUUGGGUUUCAUAGUUCUUACUUGGUUACAUCUUCUAUUUAAAAUUAUACCUAGAAAGCAAGAAAUUAUUACUGCAUAAAGUUGCAUUCCAAGGGUAAAUGCUUUACCUUCUCUCUAAUUUACAAGGAAAUCUGCAGAUAAUUACAGGUGCUUGAAACAGCAGUUGUAGAGAGAAAGCAUUUGAGUGUGGGUUAUGUUUGAGUUCCACAUGACACCAUAUGGACUUAAACAGUCUUUGAAUAAAUUGAGUAUUUUUAAAUAUA